This is a messenger RNA of Schizosaccharomyces osmophilus, 1731 nucleotides long. RefSeq names its product GPI-anchor transamidase complex subunit Gaa1 (gene gaa1). Gene Ontology annotation, biological process: attachment of GPI anchor to protein. The coding region runs from base 1 to 1731 and encodes 576 amino acids. NCBI's taxonomy places the organism in Eukaryota, Fungi, Ascomycota, Schizosaccharomycetes, Schizosaccharomycetales, Schizosaccharomycetaceae. The transcript has a single exon. Gene Ontology annotation, cellular component: GPI-anchor transamidase complex; membrane. The record is from RefSeq and is a predicted model, not a curated record.
AUGAGUGUAAUAACUAAGCUUCAGUCUCGGUUGGUUCCCUUUAUAAUCAGACAUCUACUAUUCUUUCAGAUUAUAUGUACACUAAUUGGUGCCUUAUAUAUAUUUCUACUUCCAUCGGUGCAAUUUUUGAAAAAUCUGCGUGUGUCGGAAAAUGCCUUGCUUCCUGGACAAGUCAACACAUACUUUGGAAAUGAAAACACAAAAACGAUGCGGGCCGCUCUUUCACUUGUCCGGGGCUGGUCAAACAAAGACGAAGCUGAAGAGUGGAACCCGAUGUUCCAUGAUUUAGAGACCAUAUUUACGACUAUGGGAAUGGCCGUUCAAAGACAAAACUAUACAACUCACGUUUACGAAGAAUCUCACGAAGGAUCAAACUUUUAUACGGUUUUCCGGUCUCCUAGAGGUGAUGCAACUGAGUCUCUCUUACUGUGCGUUCCCUGGAAGGAUAAUGAGGGCUAUUAUAAUGAAGCAGGGCUUGCUUUAGCUAUCAGUUUAAUGAAAUACUUUCAAGGUUGGUCUCUUUGGUCUAAAGACAUCAUCCUUCUCGUUCCAGAUCAUCCAGUCUCGGGAACCUCUGCAUUUUUGUCUGCAUACCACGAUCAAACUCCUUUCGCUUAUAGCAUUAACGGUCUUCGAUUCAAAGCAGGAACCAUUCAGGCUGCACUAGCAAUGGAACUUCCAAGAAAAGGAGAAAAUAAUGAUGUGGCAGAGAUUUUGUAUCAAGCCGCGAAUGGUCAACUCCCAAACUUGGACCUGAUCAAUACUGUAGCAAAGAUCUUCAUGUCGAGCUUUAUGUACUCUCUCAAAUUGCAUGGUGAGGUAUACAAUCCAUAUACGUCUUCCGAUUACAGCUCCAGGUUAAAGGCGCUUUCUCGAGGUAUGGUAUCACAAGCGGCUUCAAAUUUAACAAACGCUCACUUUCUUUUUCCACAAUACAAGAUUGAUGCUUUGACUGUACGAAUCGAUGCUGGAGAUCCAUUUACUUUUGACAUGACUAGAUGUGGACAGGCUAUUGAAAGUUGCUUUCGAUCCCUCAACAAUCUAUUAGAGCACUUGCAUCAAUCCUAUUUUUUUUAUUUUCUGUUAAAUCAGUUUACCUUUGUUAGCAUUGGUGAUUAUAUGCCAGCUGCAUUACUGAUCGCGGCGAGUUUGAUGAUUGGGGGAUAUCGGCAUUGGAUGUCUCAGCCUAAACACUUGAACAUGUGGAAACCAUUUUGUUUAUGGUUACUUAACAUGGUAACAUCUUUUUUGUUCAUGUACACCAGCUUUCUUACAAAAGACGCACAAAACCCAGUUGCUUUAGUUGUGGCCUAUGCUGCUGCUUCUGUUGGCUUAUGUCUGUUAUUUCAACCUAGCCGCCGAGAGACACGAUUAACGCUUGCUUAUUCACUAAUGUCAAAGUCUCUUCUUUUGACCACCGUAAGCACUUUAAAUUUCUCACUUGCUUAUUUCAUUGGACUAUGGCUUACUUUCGUUCAAUUCCUUUCUUUCUCGUUUCCUCGAUUUCUGUUAUACCCUCUUGUUAGUUGCAUUUUCCUUGCUCCCAUCUUUUUUCCGAUUGUUGUCGAAAAAGUAUUUCAGUAUCCGUUUCACUCUUGGUUUGAUUCAUAUGCACUUUAUAACUCAUGGUUAGUGCCGUUUUCAUAUACGGCAUUGUUAUUAUGUGAUAUCCCGUGGGCUAUUCAAUACAUCUUGACGGAUAUCCGAAAAGCGAGACUUCAUAGAGCUUAA